Molecule: messenger RNA, 912 nt
Organism: Bufo bufo (common toad)
Lineage: Eukaryota; Metazoa; Chordata; Amphibia; Anura; Bufonidae
Gene: BRI3
Product: brain protein I3
Exons: 3
Coding region: 82-492 (136 amino acids)
Source: RefSeq, a predicted model, not a curated record
UGUGACUGGCCGCACACAGUACAGCACCGAGCAGCACAUUGAGAGGGAGCAGGCGGCGGUGUCUUCUUCUCAAGUAACAGCAUGGAUAGCAAGCCGCUCCUGCCGGACCAACCACCCGCCUACAGUCCGGCCGUGACCGGGGGCUGUGAGUACGGGCAGCCGCCACAGAACUACGGGACCAUCCCGGGAGCGCCACAGACCGCAGCCCAGAGCGUCUACCAACCUCCACCUUACCCCUACCCCACGGGCACCGGAUAUAUUGCACCGCCUCACACUACCUACCCCAGCACUUACACUAUUAUCCAACAGCCAGCAGCAACCACUUCUGUGGUAGUGGUCGGAGGGUGCCCAGCGUGCAGGGUCGGAGUUUUGGAGGAUUCCUUCACCUGCCUGGGGAUUUUCUGCGCCAUCUUCUUUUUCCCGAUUGGAAUCCUGUUCUGUCUCGCUUUGAGGCAACGAAGAUGUCCCAACUGCGGAGCCACAUUUGGUUAAGAGGAGCAAAAGAGACACCACUUUCUAUAUCAUCCCCCUUUGAAAUCCCUUACCAAUGCACAAUCCUUUUCUUUAAUUGAAUAGCAGCAUCAUCAUUAUACGUGGGUGGUGAUACGGUCUAUCCGUUCUGCAUAGGGUGGGAGGGGAAAGCUCUGUGCCAUAGAGACACGUGGAAGUGUGAGGCUUCCACAUACCAGUGCCUUUAGAGACUGUACCAAGAUCCCGGCUCUGCCCUGUGCUCCUGUCAUAUGAAGACAAGUCCCCGUCACUUGUGUUCACCUAUUUGUAUAUAUGUUAGUCAGACAAACUUCAAUCUGUAAGAUGUCUUUGGAAGAAAAAAAAAAUAUUUUAUAGUAAAACAAAGCAGCACUGUGAUAAUUCUAACGAUUGUCAUCAUUAAAAUGAACAAAUGAUCUAUUA